AGGACGGACUCUACAGCAGAGGAUAAACCUAGUCUGACCGCAGCAGGAGGUACAACAGAAGAAGAACAAGUAGAAUAAUAAGAAGAAGAACAAGGAGGUUCAUUUAUUUUCUUCCACCAUCAGCCCCAGGAGCCAACGGUGUCAUUGCGACAGCCAAGGAGCACGAGCAGUGUGUGUGUUAGUGUGUGUGUGCUGAAGAUUCCUCUCGGCUGAAUUUGGAGUAACCCUGGGAUUGUGAUCAGGAGGAGAUGCUCGCUGGUGUUUGGUCUGUGGCACCUCCUCUCUCUCUCUCUCUCUCCGGUGCAGACGUCUUUGUGUGCUCGCUCUCUCGCUCCCGGUUCGGUGGAGGGACCCCCGCUCUGCUCUCUCCUCUCUGCUGUGACUCUGCCGCGGCUACAACUGCCGCUCGCUGGCUCGCCCACGGAGAGCUGAAGCAGAUGGGUCUCGUCAGACUCUCUUCAGUGGGGUGUGCAUCAUUACCCAUAAUGCCACAGGUGUGAGCCCUCCAGGUUAUUGCACAAACGCCCAUCAGACACCUGCAGACCCUUGGCCAAUCAGCAACCAACCAUCCUCCUCUGAGGUGCCAUGGCAACAACAUCAGUUCACAGACUCAUCGGUUCCCGGUCGCUGCACUGAGGACAGGAAUAAAACAGGAGAAAAGCAUUCUGGGAGUUUUUAAUAGACUUGGUUUUCCUGCCACAGAGCAGCAGAGAGGUUUCUCUGAAUUGGAAAACAAGGAUCACUCUUUUCCUGAUCCUGGGAGCUGGGAUGCAAAUGUAAUAAAACCGGAGCAAAGUUCAAGUGUUGAACAGGAUGUAAUGUAACAGAGAGACACCUAACAUUUUUUAACAAGAUUUAGCAAAAUGCGGGGUUACAGGAGGUGACAUGCGACUCAUUCUGCCAUGCAGCGCCACGACCUGCAGAAACCUCAAAGAACUUUCCUCUGAACGCUUUUAACCACACGCUGGAUGUAUCAACACCCACACACACACACACACACGAAAACUGAAACCAAAUCCAAGCUGAGCGAGGAAUUCUAAAGUGCUCCUGGUUAUUAUCAGCCCCUGCGCUUCCUAUUCUCCUCUUUAAUCUUUGUAUUCUGAGUAAUCAUCUUUUUAAUUAAUGGGGACAGCAGUGUGAAAUCUUCCCCCCGCCCCUACACUCUAGUCCCCCACCGCCACCGAGAGCCACCUGAAACCAAUUAGCAACAGCACAUCUAGAUGGGGAUUAGACACAGAAAGACGCAUUAGAUACAAACAAAAACGAGGAAGAGAUAGGCGAGAGAUCCAAAAAGGGGAGGGGUUAUUGAUAGGUGGGCGGGGCAGAGGGAGGAAAUGGCAAGAUCAGAGCGUCAGCAGGAAUUGAAGAUAUUAACCAGCUGUGAGUCAGCUGACUGCCGGCAUGAGUCUUGACCGCCCUGCUCUGAACUUGGUGGGGGGGCGAGUGAGAGAAGUUUAUAUAGAGGAGACCAUCAGGGCCAAUUAAGAGAGCCUGAUUAUACGCCUUAAUCUCGGCAGAGAGGAAGAAAGAGGGGAGGCAGAGCAGGUGCCUCCGAUACACCCCAUUAUCUCAGCCCGUCUCUAAUUGAGUCUGUUUUUGCUGUUUCCCUCACCGUGUCCACACACCACAUCUGUCUUCCUGUUGAGACAAGGCGGGAAGGAAGGGUUCAGAAAAAGCCCUUUACUUCUUUCAUGUUUUUAUUUUUCGCCAAUUUGAUUUGCUCAAUCCGGAGGACAUUUUUUAUUUUCUCUUUCAUCCGCUUUCUCUUUCCUUCUUCAGAUAACAGGGACAGAGACUGAUAGACAGAACAAGUGACUGCAAGGGGCUAUAUCUGGAGAGGACAGCAGACGUUAUCCCCUCAGUCCCAAAGCUUCACUUUCUCUCCUUAAAGUUCCUCUUCUCCAAAGAGCUGUUCCCGGCUCUCCUCCUUGUGGAUUGUAAACUCUGCUGCUCUGACCUGAGAGAUUACUCUGGCUUCCGUUAUCAGGAGGAGUCUUUGAUAUCGUCUCCUGCUGUUGUCAUCUUCAUUCUGUGGCGGUACAGGCAGCCAGCAGACCAUUCUCUAUGAGGAGCAGUGGAAGAUGCCGGCUCUGCCAGCACUGCUGCUGUCGAUUUACAUCCCCGCCCUGCUGCUGACCAUGGCCCCGCUCCUCUGCAGCCAGGCCGACUCCCUCUCUGCCGUCCGGAUGGCGGCCAUUUUGGACCAUCAGUCGGCAUGUGGUCGUGGUGAGCGCAUGGCGUUGGGCCUGGCGAGGGAGAACAUCAACAGUAUGAUGGACGUGUCCUCCAAAGCCAGGGUGGAGGUGGACAUGUACGAGCUGCAGAAGGACUCCCAGUACGACACCACUGACACCAUGUGUCAGAUCUUACCAAAGGGCGUGGUUUCAGUGAUUGGUCCCGCCGCUAGCCCCGCCUCCGGAUCCACCAUCAGUCACAUCUGUGGGGAGAAGGAGAUCCCUCACGUAAAGAUCGGUCCGGAGGAAAACCCAAAGCUGCCGUACCUUCGCUUCGCCUCUGUGACUCUGUACCCAAGUAACGAGGACCUGAGCCUGGCCAUCGGGUCCAUGCUGCGCUCCUUCGGAUACCCCACCACCAGCCUUGUGUGUGCCAAGGCAGAGUGCCUGCUGCGAUUGGAGGAGCUGGUCCACCGCUUCCUCAUCUCCAGGGAGACGCUGUCAGUGCGAAUGCUGGACGACAGCCUGGACCCCACCCCCCUGCUGAAGGAGAUCCGUGAUGACAAAGUGGCCACCAUCAUCAUCGACGCCAACGCCUCCAUCUCCUACCACAUCCUCAGAAAGGCGAACGAGCUGGGGAUGACGUCAGCCUUCUACAAGUACAUCCUCACCACCAUGGACUUCCCUCUGCUGCGGCUGGAUGACGUGGUGGACGACCAGUCCAACAUCCUGGGCUUCUCCAUGCUGAACAGCACUCACCCUUUCUACCUGGAGUUCAUCCGCAGCCUCAACCUCUCCUGGAGGGAAGGCUGCACCCUCAGCCCCUACCCCGGCCCCUCGUUGUCCUCGGCCCUGAUGUUCGACGCGGUCCACGUGGUGGUGAGCGCCGUGCAGGAGCUGAACCGCAGUCAGGAGAUCGGAGUGAGGCCGCUGAGCUGCACCUCUCCGCUCAUCUGGCAGCACGGAACCAGCCUGAUGAACUACCUGCGCAUGGUGGAGUACGAUGGUCUGACGGGUCACAUAGAGUUCAACAGCAAAGGCCAGAGGACCAAUUACACCCUGAAGAUCCUGGAGAAACACCCUGCGGGACAUAAAGAGAUCGUACCCUGGUACUCCAACAACACGUUUACCAUGAACUCCACUUCGCUGGACCUGAACGCCUCGGACACGUUGGUUAACAAGACGCUAAUCGUGACUACAAUAACGGAGAACCCGUACGUGAUGCGGAGGUCCAACUACCAGGACUUCCAGGGAAACGACCAGUACGAGGGCUUCUGUGUGGACAUGCUCCGAGAGCUGGCCGGCACCCUGAAGUUCUCCUUUAAGAUCAAGCUGGUGGACGACGGGCUGUACGGGGCCCCGGAGCCCAACGGCAGCUGGACCGGCAUGGUGGGGGAGCUGAUCAACCGGGGAACACAGGGAUUCUGA
Messenger RNA from Gymnodraco acuticeps, 3602 nucleotides. RefSeq names its product glutamate receptor ionotropic, kainate 5-like. Gene Ontology annotation, biological process: modulation of chemical synaptic transmission; synaptic transmission, glutamatergic. Gene Ontology annotation, cellular component: plasma membrane; kainate selective glutamate receptor complex; presynaptic membrane. Bases 2082 to 3602 code for a protein of 506 amino acids. Lineage: Eukaryota; Metazoa; Chordata; Actinopteri; Perciformes; Bathydraconidae. Gene Ontology annotation, molecular function: transmitter-gated monoatomic ion channel activity involved in regulation of postsynaptic membrane potential; kainate selective glutamate receptor activity. The record is from RefSeq and is a predicted model, not a curated record. The transcript is spliced from 14 exons.